CAAAUCAAUUUUGAACCCUUUAUUGAGAAAAUGCAGAAGAAAGCAUAAACACAAACACAACAAGAGACUCAUCUUCACUGAACUUUCUUACAUAUAUACAAAAAAACUGGGAAUGCUACCAAACGAUGUCGUUUCAACCCUUCCACAACAACAAAAACAAAAACCCUAAUUUCACUUCUCCGCCAUUGAAGAAGACCUUGCUGAACUCCAAAACCACUGAAUCCUUCAACCAUAUGGUCCUCGCCAUGCAACUUCACUCUCUUACUGACCCCAAUUCCAAAACCCUGAUCCCCAAUUUCGACCUAACUCUUCUUCUUUCCGACGAAAUUCUCCUCAAAAUCCUCUCCAAGCUUCCCAAUUCACAAUCCAAAUCAAAUUUCCUCGUUUCUAAACGGUGGUUGAAUCUUCAAGGAAGGUUGAUUCGUUCGUUAAAAAUCUUUGAUUUGAACUUCGUUUUAUCAGGUAGGUUAAUUUAUAGAUUUCCAAAUCUUACUCAUGUUGAUUUAGUUCCUUCAACUUUCGUUGUUCAUCCUCAAAACGGUGUCGUUUUAAUCACACACCGUGUAGUUUCAAUGCGGGUUGAUACAGAGUGGUGUUUCGGUUUUUCUGAGGAAGUGAAAGGGAAAAAUUUGUUACCGGUUGAAGCAAUUGAUAAGGGGUUGAAAGAAGUAGCAAAAGGGUGUCCAAAUUUACGGAAGUUGAAGGUAACAGGUGGGAGUGAAGAGGGGUUGGUUAGUAUUGGGGAAGAGUGUGUUACAUUGAUGGAAUUGGAGUUGCAGAAGUGUAACGACGAUGUUUUACGUGGUGUAGCGGCGUGUAAGAAUUUGCAAGUGGUGAAGUUAAUUGGGAGUGUUGAUGGGUUUUAUGAAUCUGUGGUUUCGGAUAUUGGGUUGACUAUUUUAGCUCAAGGGUGUAAGAGGUUGGUGAAAUUGGAGCUUGUUGGUUGUGAAGGUAGUUUCGAUGGGAUUAAAGCCAUUGGGGCGUGUUGUUUGAUGUUGGAAGAGUUGGUUUUUGUUGAUCAUAGGAUGGAUGAUGGGUGGUUAGCUGGUGUUUCGUUUUGUGAGAAUUUGAAGACUUUGAGGUUUGUGUCUUGUAAGGUGAUUGAUGGUAAUCCUGGAUUGGAGGAACAUUUGGGGUAUUGUGUUGCACUCGAAAGUUUGCAUUUUCAGAAAUGUCAAUUAAGGGAUAAGAAUGCAAUGUCAGCUGUUUUUUCGGUUUGUAGAGCUGCUAAGGAGGUUGUUCUUCAGGAUUGUUGGGGUUUGGAUGAUGGCGUUUUCGGUUUGGCGGUUGUUUGCAGGCGAGUAAAACUGUUUGACAUAGAAGGAUGCUCGUUGCUUUCAACCGAAGGUUUAGAGUCAGUGAUUGAAUCAUGGAAGGAUCUCGAGUGCCUUAGAGUUGUCUCUUGUAAAAAUAUAAAGGAUAGCGAUAUCUCUCCGGCACUCGCGACCUUAUUUCCCACGCUUAAAGAGUUGAAAUGGAGGCCUGAUACAAAACAUCUUCUACCAUCAAGUCUUAGGGAAGUAAACAUGGGAAAAAAAGGUGGUAAAUUUUUCAAGUGGACUCAUGCCUGAACUUGCUAUAUACUGUCAGAAUCUAGAAACACAAUCUAGAAACAGAUACACAUUGACACAGUGAAACUUGUUGUACCAUUACGUAAUCAUGUAGUUAGUUUAGAUGGUUAAUUAGAUACUGAAAGUUGACGACUACUGGAAAUGAAUUCGAAGCAGUCACCAGUCACUUGAUACUGAUUGACCAUUGAUGGAGAUCAUACGUUUGAAAUUCAUAGUGUCGUAUUUGACUGAGACACAAAGUGAGUCAUCCGAUCUCUGUCUGACUGCAUUGAGUCCGACAAAAUUAUAUGUUGUAUCCUUCACCUAGAGAUGUAAUCUGAUACUAUUAUAGGUUGUAUCCUUCACUUAGAGAUGUAAUUAUGUUUAGCAUAAUCCAGCUCACUCCAUGCUGAGUGACUUUACUCCCAGCAUUUUUUAUUGUUCUUUGAUGUCUUCCAUCUGAAUAAGGGACUAAAUAAGAGAUGUAAUUAUGUGUAAGAAUAACCCAUUUCACUAUGGUACCUAUGUUAUGCAGCACUUUAUUGUUGCUA
This is a messenger RNA of Medicago truncatula (barrel medic), 2101 nucleotides long. Its product is annotated as F-box protein At5g07670. The transcript has 2 exons. Gene Ontology annotation, molecular function: protein binding. The record is from RefSeq and is a predicted model, not a curated record. The coding region runs from base 126 to 1571 and encodes 481 amino acids. Gene Ontology annotation, biological process: SCF-dependent proteasomal ubiquitin-dependent protein catabolic process. Lineage: Eukaryota; Viridiplantae; Streptophyta; Magnoliopsida; Fabales; Fabaceae. Gene Ontology annotation, cellular component: SCF ubiquitin ligase complex.